AUGCAAAAGGAGAUACGCACUUGGGCCAAGCAAUGCCUUGACUGUCAGAAGAGCAAGAUCCACCGAUACACCAUUUCUCCAACUGGUAGUUUUCAGCUUCCCGACUCACGCUUUCGAAAUGUACACAUUGACCUGGUUGGGCCGUUGCCCCCAUCCAGAGGUUUCACACGCAUACUCACCUGUGUCGACUGUUUCACACGCUGGCCCAUGGCCAUUCCGAUCAACGACACCUCUGCCGAAAACGUUGCUAGAACGUUUGUCGAUGGCUGGAUCGCUACAUUCGGUGUACCCGCUACCAUUACCACUGAUCGAGGUCCACAAUUCACUUCAAAACUUUUUCAUUACCUCAAACGGCUACUUGGUACGGAUCACUUCCGAACAACUGCAUACCAUCCGGCUGCCAACGGCAUGGUUGUACGCUUUCAUCGACAACUUAAGGCAUCGCUGAUAGCCUCCUCUAGCACACACUGGUCUGAACGCCUCUCACUCAUUCUUCUCAGUAUACGCAAUACCGUUAAAGAAGACUUGGGCUGCACAUCCGCUGAACUCGCAUUCGGCACUACCUUACGUCUUCCAGGCUUGGACAACCUGGCAGUAUUCAAGCCCUCGUGCCUCCUUCGGUUGGCAAGGCAGCUAGGCACCGGAGGGGUGUUACAACUGAGUGCUUUGUUGUCGGCCCAGGAGGCCGAAUGGACCGCCCAACACGCCUACCUGCAAAUAGUAAAGCAAAACGAAAGACGCCACAACUACUACUGGAAGGACGAGCCCAAUGAAGAAGAGUUGAAGAAGCGAGGGAAUUCUGUGUCAAAGUUUUGGAUGAAUAAAGCCUAG
Messenger RNA from Opisthorchis viverrini, 831 nucleotides. RefSeq lists its product as hypothetical. Gene Ontology annotation, biological process: DNA integration. NCBI's taxonomy places the organism in Eukaryota, Metazoa, Platyhelminthes, Trematoda, Opisthorchiida, Opisthorchiidae. The record is from RefSeq and is a predicted model, not a curated record. The transcript is spliced from 4 exons. Bases 1 to 831 code for a protein of 276 amino acids. Gene Ontology annotation, molecular function: nucleic acid binding.